Messenger RNA from Sceloporus undulatus (fence lizard), 2894 nucleotides. RefSeq names its product glutamate ionotropic receptor NMDA type subunit associated protein 1 (gene GRINA). The record is from RefSeq and is a predicted model, not a curated record. Gene Ontology annotation, biological process: negative regulation of apoptotic signaling pathway. Lineage: Eukaryota; Metazoa; Chordata; Lepidosauria; Squamata; Phrynosomatidae. The transcript is spliced from 8 exons. The coding region runs from base 711 to 1772 and encodes 353 amino acids. Gene Ontology annotation, cellular component: endoplasmic reticulum; Golgi apparatus; membrane.
AUGGAGCAAUAUCCAGGGGAGGGCAACCAAAAUAGUGCAGGUUUUGAAACCUCCAAGCCCUCUGAGGAGUGGCGUAGGGAGCUAGGGAUGUUUAGCCCGGAGAAGAGAAGUUUGAGAGGUGGCAUGAUAGCCAUGUUUAAAUAUUCAAAGGGUGUCAUAGUGAGGAGGGAGCAAGCUUAUUUCUGAUGCUCCAGAGAGUAGGGCAUGGAACAGUGGGUUCAACGGGGAGUGUAUUGAUUGUGUUUCCCUGCAUGGCAGAAGGGGAUUGGACUGGAUGGCCCCUUGAUGUCUCUUCCAAGCUUAUGAUUCUAUUAUUCUAGGAUAUUGGGAAUCCUAAUAUAGCAAGAGAGGACAGGGCAACCAGACCGGUGCCCUUGUGGGGCACAGCAAAGAGAAUGCGGGAGUGACCUUGCCCCUUUGUGCAUUGUUAUCUGAAAGAGCCAAAGGGUCUUGCAACACCACUGUCACAAUUUAAACCAGUGGAGGAAAGGAAUGCAUUGCGGAGUUGACAAAGAUCUGUCCUGACUCAGAGGGAGAAGGAACGCCGGUCAGAGACCUCACCUGGAGGAGUCCUGUGUCCUCUUCUGGGCCCCAGAGUUCAAGGAGGAUUAUGGACAAGCUGGAACGCAUCCAGAGGAUAAAGUUGCCAAGAUGGUCAAAGGUCUGGAAACCAAGCCCUCUGAGAAACGCUCUGAGGUGGUGGCGCACCCAUGAGUGUGGCAGUCAUGUCGCACGAGAAGAGCUUCCUAGUGUCGGGCGAACCUUUCCCCGGACAGCAACCUCCUGCACCACCCGGCUACGCCCAGCCUCCCUACCCACCGGCCCCCUACCCGCAGCCCCCGUUCCAGCCUGUGGCCUAUGGCCAGCCUGGUUACCCACAGGGGCCCUAUCCGCAAGGUCCAUACCCAGCGGCUGGACCCUACCCACAAGGGCCCUACCCACAGGGGCCAUACCCGCAGGGGCCAUAUCCGCAGGGGCCGUACCCACAGGGGCCCUACGCUCAACCACAUCCAGGAGUCCCUCAGGACCCAAACUCGCCACUGCACAGCAACUACCAUGAGGAUGGGCCGCCCUCCUACUACGACAACGAGGACUUCCCCCCCACAAACUGGGAUGACAAGAACAUCCGCCAGGCCUUCAUCCGCAAGGUGUUCCUGGUGCUGACCAUCCAGCUGUCAGUCACCUUUGCCUUUGUGGCCAUCUUCACCUUCGUGAAAGGCGUGAAGGGCUUUGUGCGGAGAAACGUCUGGACGUACUAUGUCUCCUAUGCUGUCUUCUUCAUCUCCCUCAUCGUCCUCAGCUGCUGCGGGGAGUUCCGGCGCAAGCACCCCUGGAACCUUGUGGCCCUGUCCAUCCUGACAGUGAGCCUCUCUUACAUGGUGGGCAUGAUCGCCAGCUUCUAUGACACGGAGGCCGUCAUCAUGGCUGUGGGCAUCACUACAGUCGUCUGCUUCACGGUAGUCAUCUUCUCCCUGCAGACCAAGUACGACUUCACCUCGUGCCGAGGGGUGCUGAUCGUCUGCCUGAUGGUCCUCUUCAUCUUCGCCAUCCUCUGCAUCUUCAUCCGGAACCGCAUCAUGCAGAUCGUCUACGCCUCUCUGGGCGCCCUCCUCUUCACCUGUUUCCUGGCGGUGGACACCCAGAUGAUCCUGGGCAACAAGCAGCUGGCCCUCAGUCCCGAGGAAUACAUCUUUGCCGCCCUCAACCUCUACACAGACAUUAUUAACAUCUUCCUCUACAUCCUGGCCAUCAUCGGGCGGGCCAAGGACUAGCGCCAGAAAGGCGGGCGGGCGGUGGGUCAUGUGGCUCCCUCUUUUGGCAGCAGCGGCGCCGCCAUCGUCAUCAUCAUCAUCACUGUAGGGACCCUUCCUCACAAGACCCCCAUCUCUUUCUUAUCGUUGUGGUUCCCCUUCCUCUCCUUUUGCCCCCCCCCCCCCCCCCUUUUGGUUUUGUGUGUGAGACUGUGGGAGUGUGCAUGUGCGUGUGUGUGUUCUUGCCCACCUGAGGCAUUGCCCUUCUCUCCCCUCACAAGCUGGUGCUUUCUCAGGGAAGAGAAGGCUAUGGGGCAAAGGAAGGGGUGCAGGGGGGGAUUUCCCAAAGGGGAGGGUCAGUCUUUUGGGAGGGUGGUGGGCAGGAGGGAGUGGGGGAGGCUGGCCAUGGGGAGAUUUGGGGGGCUGUACAUAGGCUGCGCUUCUCUGUCACUCUCUCUUUCUCUCUUCUCCUCCAUUCCUCUUCCCACACAUUCCUUCUCUUUUGUAUUUUGAUCUGGAGAUGUUAAAUCUAGUUCUGAGGACUCUCCUCCUCCUCCCUUGGCAUGCCAACAUGCUACCUCCAUCUCCUCCUCUCUUUCUUCUUCACCCACCAAGGGGCCAAGGCUGAUUUUGGGGGGGGGGGUCUGCUCACAUUCGGUCUCCCACCCGUGACAGCCCCCCUUUAUUCUGCCCUUUCUGCCUGACAUCUCUCUCAGGGCUUUGCCUGUGUGUGUCUGGGGCUCCUUGUGGGCCCCCUUUCCCUUUCCUGAAUGCCGUCCGGAGGAGCUGGGUGCCUCUGCUCCCCUCGGUCCAGCUUGGGGGGGGGUGUUGUGUUUGUGAUGUGGGGCAGAGCGGAUCCUUCCUUGCUCUCUUUGCUGCGACCUUUUAUACCGAGAUGUGAAGACAUUUCCUGACCCCUUAUGUCACCUGGAGGGGGGCAGGUGGGCAGGCAGACAGGUGGGUAGGCGCUGCCCCCUUUCCCUACCCUUUCCCUCCCCCCACCCAUGGGGCUGGCUUGAGGGGGCCCUGCACAACUGCAUGCUGAGCAGCCACUACUACUACUACUACUGUGCCCCCAGGGCCAGCCUUUGCACUAAAGCUGUAUCAAUAGGAUGUCCUAAUAAAAAGUGGGAAUGUACCAGA